UGUUAAUAGUAAGUAACUGAUAAUCAUUUAUCGACGAAGCUUAAUUUAGAUAGUGCGGUACUAGCUCAUUACAUUGCAGUAAAAUUGCGCGGUCAUAGCAAUUACUUUGUAAAAUUAGAAAAUUAGGAAAUGUGUGUCGAAUGAAAUGGAUCUUUCACAAUUAAAACUACACUCGUUUAAAAAACGACUGAACCGAUGGGCUAGGAAAUCCUUCAAUGCUCUAUAUCCGGCUAGUAUUGAAGGAAUUUGGAUAAUUUUUAUGCUUCUGAUGUGCCUUCAUUUCGCAGCGGAAAAAGUUCCUUUCGAUUUGGUUAAUGUUGUCCUCCACAGGCUUCCUGGAUCAUCUAGGUCAUCUCUAACUUGGCAUUUAACGGCUUGUUCCAUUACCAGUUUUAUGUUAUGGCUUGUCUUGUGUGCUGUCAUGAAAGUGACUUUGAAAAUACUCCUCACAUACCGUGGAUUCAUGUUUGAAUCGAGGGGAAAAGGAGUCAGUUUGAAAACAAAGAUCUGGGGAGUUUUGUUGGGAAGUCUCAUCAAAAUGAACAAGCGAACUCUGUACAGCUUUCAAUCAUCUCUACCAACAUUACCAUUACCAAGUCUGAAUGAUACUGUUCGGCGUUACCUUCGUUCAAUACGUCCUCUCAUUCAUGACGCCGAUUAUCAACGGAUCACUAAAGAAGCUCAAGACUUCCAGACCGGAAUCGGUAAAAAGUUGCAACGCUACCUGCUGUUGAAAAGAUUAUGGGCCACAAAUUAUGUGUCUGAUUGGUGGGAGCAGUACGUCUAUCUUCGUGGUCGUUCUCCGCUGAUGGUAAACAGUAAUUAUCAUACAUUCGAUGUCUUUAAAAUACCAUCCAGGGACCAGACAGCAAGGGCAGCAGGAAUAAUUUACGAAAUGUUGAAAUUUCGGGAAAAGCUUGAUAAGGAAGAUGUGUCACCUGUCAUGGCUCAGGGACUCGUUCCAUUGUGCUCGAAUCAAUACAGACGUAUGUACAAUACGGCCAGAGUUCCUGGCAUAGAAUGUGACAAGAUUGAACACUACGAGGACAUUGACCAUAUUGUGGUCUUGUGCAACGGUUGUUAUUACAAAGUCACAGUCCAGCAACACGGUCGCUUGUUUAAUGCUUGCGAACUGAAACACCAGUUCGAUCAUGUUCUGACAAUGAACGAAAUUGCGUCGAAGGGUGAAAAAUAUCUUGGAUCUUUGACCGCAUGGGAUCGGACUAACUGGGCGAUAGCACGAGAAACGUAUUUCUCGACGGGGAUCAACAAAGCAUCGCUUCAAGUUGUGGAAAGCGCUGCCAUGUUCCUAGUACUUCAUGAUAAGCCGUUUGAAUUCGGGACGAACCUAAAGUCGGAAAAAAUGGCUUAUUAUGCCUCUCAAUGCAUGUACGGUUCCAUUUGCGAUAGGUGGUUCGACAAAAGCUUUCAACUAAUCGUGGGGACAAAUGGACGGUAUGCCUUCAAUGCGGAGCAUACUUGGGCAGAUGCACCAGUUUUGAUACACAUGAUAGAAGAGAUGCAUCUCGAUGAAUUACAGAACUACGAUGUUGAUGGAAACUUGCAUGGAAAAAUGUUAAUUGUUCCGCCAAUCCCAACACGAAUUCAAUGGAGCUUCAACGAAGAUCUGUUAAAUACUAUCGAUGAUGCGUACAACGAUUCCCUCAAACUUGCGGCUGACGUUGAUUACAAGGUAUUGUUCCACAACGCAUUCGGAAAAGGUUUCAUAAAAUCGUGUAACUUAUCCCCCGAUGCCUACAUACAGAUGGCCCUUCAGCUCGCCUACUACCGAGAUUACGGGAAAUUCUCUCUCACUUACGAAUCGUCCAUGACCCGCUUAUACCGCGAAGGUAGAACUGAAACCGUUCGCUCAUGUACAAUAGAGUCGUCCGCUUGGGUAAAAUCAAUGGAAGAUAACAAGUCAGACCUCAACGAACGGGUAAAACUGCUACGCAUUGCUUGUAAGCAACAUCAAGCCGGAUAUAUUGAUGCAAUGUGUGGCCGUGGUAUCGAUCGACACUUGUUCGCAUUGUACGUGGUUUCAAAGUAUUUGGAAAUCGAUUCCCCAUUCCUCAAGGAUGUGAUCAACGAGCCAUGGCGAUUGUCAACCAGUCAAACACCUCACGGACAAACGCCGAAAAUCGAUUUGAAAAAAUAUCCUCAACUUCUUGGACCAGGCGGUGGAUUUGGACCAGUUGCACGAGAUGGUUACGGUGUUUCGUACAUCAUCUCUAGCGAAAAUGAUAUUUACUUUCACAUCUCAAGUGUGAAAAGCUGUGAUGUUACGGACAGCGAACGUUUUGCUAAUCAAAUUCGGAAAGCGAUGAAUGAUAUCAAGUUACUGUUCGAAGAGUAUACAAAAGACUCACAGCAAAUUAUGAAGGAAACAGCAAGAACGCCAGACAGUCCAAAGUUUGCAAAUAAAAUUCGUAAAUAAGAUAAA
Messenger RNA from Bradysia coprophila, 2443 nucleotides. RefSeq names its product carnitine O-palmitoyltransferase 1, liver isoform-like. Gene Ontology annotation, cellular component: mitochondrion. The record is from RefSeq and is a predicted model, not a curated record. Gene Ontology annotation, biological process: carnitine metabolic process; fatty acid metabolic process. Lineage: Eukaryota; Metazoa; Arthropoda; Insecta; Diptera; Sciaridae. Gene Ontology annotation, molecular function: carnitine O-palmitoyltransferase activity.